CUGUGGUGGCGCGUCAUUGGCCGCAAGCAAAACACCCUCCCGCCCUACGAUUUCGCAAGGAGUCCCUAUCGAGCGAAGAAGCCAUGGCCGCCGCCGCUCAUGUCCCUGUCUGAACAUCGCCAGUUCAACUUUGAACGCCGCUUCAAGCGCCGUCUGCUGCUCAAGUCGAUUCGCCCCAACUGGAACAGAUGGGUCAAGGUCGCCCAGAAGGUCGGCAUCUGGUCCAUCGUCAUCUACAGCGUCUUCUUC
Molecule: messenger RNA, 249 nt
Organism: Westerdykella ornata
Lineage: Eukaryota; Fungi; Ascomycota; Dothideomycetes; Pleosporales; Sporormiaceae
Exons: 1
Source: RefSeq, a predicted model, not a curated record